AUGAGUCUCGCCAAUGCGACUCCAUCACCAGCAGCAGGUCGCGACCUCUACUCCGCCAGCAAGGCCGGUGACCUGAGAGAGGUCGGUAGGAACGUCCUUCACUUGGCCAGUGCUGGUGGACACCUGGAGAUCGUGAAGCUGAUCGUGUCCCUGAACGUGGUGAACAUCAACGCCAGGAACAACGACGGGGAGACAGCGGCCGACUGGGCGAGACUUUGGACAUCAGCGAAAGUGGCGGAGUUCCUGGUGUCACGUGGUGGACACUGA
Molecule: messenger RNA, 267 nt
Organism: Haliotis rubra (blacklip abalone)
Lineage: Eukaryota; Metazoa; Mollusca; Gastropoda; Lepetellida; Haliotidae
Product: ankyrin repeat-containing protein P16F5.05c-like
Exons: 3
Coding region: 1-267 (88 amino acids)
Molecular function (GO): protein binding
Source: RefSeq, a predicted model, not a curated record